Messenger RNA from Brenthis ino (lesser marbled fritillary), 885 nucleotides. NCBI's taxonomy places the organism in Eukaryota, Metazoa, Arthropoda, Insecta, Lepidoptera, Nymphalidae. The record is from the annotation of a GenBank genome assembly.
AUGUUGUUUCCGAAUUUAAUUUUCAACAUUUUCAUUCAUUACAUAUGCCAUGUCAGAGGAGUCCGCUAUGAACAUCCUCUGCUAGUGCGGGCCUCUCAUGCACAGCAGAAGCAUCCAUCUAGGGCAGCACCGGUGGUAGGACAGGAGACCAUAUCAUCAUAUAAUAUUCAACCGUAUUCAGCAAAACAGUAUGGUCCUGCACCUCGUCAAAGUCCUCAAAGGCUACCUUCUUCAUACCCAUCCCAAUUUUAUUCGCCAGAUUACAAAGCUUACUAUUCCCAAAACUACCCAUCUAGUUACUAUCAAUCAUAUCCGAAACCUCCCGAACCGAUUCCAGUUCCAGUACAAAGGCAAGAAAUUGUAAGACAAAAUCCUGUAAUUGAAUCACAAUUCGCAGCACCAAGUCCUGUGUCAAAAUUCGAAACCCUUAAAAAAUGUUCAGGCAAAAUAGACUCGCAGGUCUUGAACAAUUUAGCAAUUGCAUUACAGCUGUUAAUCGUAAACAACAUUAUAAAUAAUCCUCCAGAAUCUCUAGAUUUUACACCUAUCAGCGAAACUAUUAUGGAAAUAGCAUUUCCAAGUGGAAAGUAUGCCAAUAGUUUUGAAGCAGUGCAAGUGCCAAAUUCAAAAUUUUUAGGCUCAUCUAGUUUUGGUCAGGAUAUAAUCUCGUCAUCUAUGCUUGGUUCCUAUGGACUCACAAGUCCACCGUCACCACGAGCUGGUCUAAAUUUAAUGUCACCAUACGAUGCCAUAGCAAAAAGUACACCGAUUUCUGAAUCACUUUUAUCAUCUUUCGUAGCUAAAAAUGAUUUUCAAAGUCCUUACGCAGCUAUAAUGGCUGCUGACAACAAUAAAGACUUAUUUUCGAUUUCUGAAUUAUUUUCG